AUGAUGAGCAAUAUUGUUGAUAACACUUCUUCAUCUUCAUCUUCACCACAAGUCUCUACUUUAGCAACGACGAUGCUUCAACAACAAGCAAGCGAUGAUAUGAGCAUUCCACUAAUUACAUUAACUUCCUCUCCAACAUUACCAAACGACAACAAUAACAAUGUUAAUCACAAUAACAAUAUUAAUUUCCUUAAUUCCUCGAGUGGUAGCGGAAUUUAUCAGCUGAAUAACAACAACAACAACAAAAACUCCACAACCACAACCAUAAUAACCACUCCUAUUAGCAAUAACAAUUCAACUAAUAUUCAAAUUGUCAGCCCAACACAAGCAACAAAUACACAGUACGAUUUAUCCAUAGCAGGAGUUGGAGGAGGAAAUAAUCCAGCAACAGCAUCCGAUAACAUGUCCUCUUUCAAUAAUGUUUUAACAACUUCGAGUGGUGCACCAACUUCAGUCUUUCAAUUAUUCAAUGAAAAAUUGGCAAACUUUUACUUGACUGUGAAAACGAGUGAAACUGAGAUUCGAAUGUUUGAGAGGGUGUUGAUUUUUGGUUUCUACAUGUACAUGUAUUGGGUUAAUUUGAUAUUUCCAACACUUUCUUCAGAGAGAAGUAAUUAUCCACUUUCGAAUACCAAUUAUAUUAAGGAAAAUCCGUAUGGACAGUAUGCUAGUUGGGUGUUCCGUGUACUCAAUUAUCCUAUCACACUUUCAUUGGAUGCAAUUGGAUAUACGGCGAAAAUUGCCAUUACUAGUGUUCUCAUGGCCAUGUACUUUAUCUUCAUGGCCAUACUUGUGACCGAGUUUAGAACUUUGAAAGGAAAGGCAAAACGCUUCUGUAACAAUGGCUGGACAAGAAUUCUAAUUAUGGAAAGAAUGAAAGAAAUUGAAGUUUACAGCUCAACUAAAACUCACGGAAUUAAUCAAGUAGAAAUCAAAACCAUGCUCCACGAUCUGGAAAAACAACAGGAUGAGUUGUGGUCAAUCCAUCGCAUGUUUUGGAAGGAAAUAAUUUCUGACCUACCUAAUGAAAUUAAGAUCAAUCAACUAAUCUCUCGUACAACUGCAUUGACCUUGUAUUGUGAUGAGAGAUUUAAACAUUUAAUGACAAAUUUUAAACACGAUAAGACAGUGUUGAGGUUUUAUGCAAGUUAUUUAGAGAAUUUCAAGUUUGACAAGGAAACAGCUGCUGAUUUAUUCGAACAAGCUUUUCAGUUGGAAGAGGAAGAGUCGAAAGCUCAGCCAAUUGUUAAAAAGUUUGAGAAAAAGACGAAACCAAAAACUGAAAAGCAUUUUAGUAUUGCCAAUAGUAUGAUUACACCUCCAAAUACUUUAUUAGAAAAUAGACGAAAUACCAUGAUUGAGUUGGAGGAGGAAAAAUUUGAAGGAAUUGAAGUGGCUGGAUCCACAGAAAAGAAACAUCUCUUUAUUAGAAACGCUCUUAACACUCCCUAUCAAUCCAAAGUACGAAAUUACACAUUAAUUGGUUUAGCCUUGUUUCAGAUAGUUUUACUUUUAAUUGCAUUCAUUCUUUGCAUUGUUUUGGGAAGUUUAGUUACGGAAAUUCCAUUAUCUUUGGAUUCUUGCUUACCUGGAACGAGUCCUUCAAGUUUGAUGCGUGAAGUGAGAAUGGGACAAAUUUACAAUGAGCUUUACAAUAAUCUAAAUAUUAGUCAACCAGCUGUGAAUUCCUCUGAAUAUGAAACUAUUCAAUAUUUUCUGAAUAAUCACCAACGUAGAUUGAAAAGGAUUUUGCAAUAUUUACAAAAUCUAGCUGCUAAUUCAAUAUCACCACAGUUUACAACACAAAUGGUUGAAGAUUACAAAGCUGUGAUUAAUCCGAUUGUUGUUCCUACAGCAAGUGUAAGCACCAGUGAUAGAGUUUACACGACGAGCUACAAGAAGAACAUUUCCAUGAGUGAGUUGACGAGAGAAUUCAUAUCCAACACGAAAAUUAUUUACAAUUGGAAGAAUUACAAUGAAACGAUCAAAUCUUAUGAAUUUAUGUAUACUUACCUUAAUAGAAGAGCUGCAAGUGAGGCGAAUGGUCUUUUUUGUUCAAAAUUUCAGAUUAGAAAGAGGGCUCAGAAUUUGCUACUUGAUAGAAUUUUGAGAAUUUACUUAUUUACUUCCACAUUUGUAUUAAUUAUCAUUUAUGGAACAUUUUUAAUAAUUUCCAGAAUUGGAAUGUCUAAAUCUUCUCGAAUAAUCAACCUAUUCAGUAAGAUUCCCAAAGAAUUCGUCGGAUCCGUCUAUCAUGAUCUUCAAAAACGGUCCACUCAGGAAGUGAAACAUUUGAGAAGGGUAGUUAGUCCAAAAUUCAUGUCCCUUAGUAUUGGUUUUCUUUCCUUAAUAGUAUUUUCACUUUGUAUUUCAUUUAUGUAUGUGGAAAAUAAUCUGAAUGUGGCCAUGUCAUCUCAGGCCAUGGUCAAUGUGGACACAGCCACAUCAGUGAUAAGAGCUUGCACAAGAUUAAAUGUCCGAUUGGGUGAAUUGUUUGCCUUUUAUGGUAUCAAGUCAGGGCAUUCUGUUAACGAUCCUGCAUUAGCCAAUCAAUCCAAUCUAGAUACAUACCACUCUGAUAAUCGCAUCUACAUUUCUGAAGCACAAUCUCAAUUUGCAGAACUUUUAUUCGGUGGAAAUUUGACAAGCUCAAUAUUCAACAAAUAUCCAGGAGUUGACGAGGUAAUUACUGCUCCACUUACAUGUCUAAAUGGAACGUGUUAUGAUUUACAAGAAUUAGUUGCAACUGUUCUUCAUUUGUGUUCAAAAUUCAAUGAAGAUAUUUUGAAUCCAUUCUAUGCAAAGGCACCUGACACUUUUUUGUACUAUCUCAGUAUAUUUAACAUGACAGAUGAAAUGAUUGAGAGAUUAUUGGAAUUGUUGACAACACUUUCUUCUACUUCAUCAUCGAAAGUGAUUAGUAUUGUAUUCUUUGUGUUUGGAUUUUUCUUCUUGAUUGCUUUUAAUUAUUACAUUUAUAUGAGCUUUCACACAACUGAUUAUGAUAUUACCACAUUGAGAACGUUUUUGAAUUACAUUCCAAUAGAUUAUUUAGAUUCGAAUGAUAUUUUGAAGAAUUUCAUUGUGAAUAAUACACUUUCUAAUAGUUCACAUGUGAAACGAAAGACUGAAUAUGACGAUGCCAUUAAGAAUCUUCUCAAUUCAAUGGUAGAAGGAGCUGUCACAUGUAAUGAAAGAGGAGAAGUGACAUUUAUCAAUAUUGCAGCUCAGAAAAUGUUUGGAAAAUCAGCAGUUGACGUUUUGGGUUUAUCCUUCACAACACUCUUUGAUCCGUCUUUUCACGAAUUGAUGAAGAAAGCAACUGGCGAAUUCAAAUACCAUACGAAAGGGGAAGAAAAUGAAUUGGGAGAAGUAUUGGAAAUUGAUUGUAUUCGAAAGAAUUCGAGUAAAUUUCCCGCCAAAGUGAGCAUUUUUGGAACUGAAAUUAACAAUAGCUCAUUUGUUUCUCUAUUUAUUAAGGACAUUACAAUGGAAAAGAAACAGAAUAGUUUACUUGCGGAGGAGAAGAAAAAUUCUGAAAAUUUAUUAAGGAACAUUCUUCCAGAAGAAGUUGCGACGAAACUUAAAAAUGGAGAAACUUUCAUUGCCGAAAGAUUUUCUGACAUUACUUGUUAUUUCAGUGAUAUAAUUGUAAACGGAUUUGAUGAUUUGACAGAUAAAUACAAUUUGGAAAAGAUAAAAACAAUUGGGGAUUCGUAUUUUUGUGUUGGAGGAUUGCAUGGUGUGAAUGCUCAAUCCGAUCAUCCAGAAAGAACUUUGAGAUUUGCAAUUGACACCUUGUCAGUAAUCCGUUCAUAUAAUUCUGAAAAUUUAGAUUCACAAUUGAAUGUUAGAAUUGGAUUGAAUACUGGAGGAGUUAUUGCUGGUGUGAUUGGAAGAAAGAAAUUUGCCUAUGACUUAUGGGGAGAUACCAUCAAUACUUCCUCAAGAAUGGAAUCUACUGGGGUACCAGGACGAAUCCAACUUUCUCGAAGUACCUACGAAAGAACAUACGAUUUAUUCGAAUUUGAAGAAAGAAAAGUUUCGGUAAAAGGAAAAGGUGAAUGUAAAACAUAUCUUGUAAAGGAGAAACAUCAUGUGAAUCCAAUUGUGAUGCGUCCAAAUAGGUCUUCCAUAUCUAUUGGCAAUGAUUUGGAUAAGAUUUCCAUAAUGAUUAGUCCAGCAGGAGAAGAUAUUUAA
This is a messenger RNA of Naegleria gruberi, 4200 nucleotides long. Its product is annotated as membrane bound adenylate/guanylate cyclase with PAS domain. The transcript is spliced from 4 exons. The record is from RefSeq and is a predicted model, not a curated record. Bases 1 to 4200 code for a protein of 1399 amino acids. Gene Ontology annotation, biological process: receptor guanylyl cyclase signaling pathway; cGMP biosynthetic process; intracellular signal transduction. Lineage: Eukaryota; Heterolobosea; Eutetramitea; Acrasida; Naegleriidae. Gene Ontology annotation, molecular function: guanylate cyclase activity; peptide receptor activity.